Molecule: messenger RNA, 10484 nt
Organism: Notothenia coriiceps (black rockcod)
Lineage: Eukaryota; Metazoa; Chordata; Actinopteri; Perciformes; Nototheniidae
Product: ankyrin-3-like
Exons: 19
Biological process (GO): signal transduction
Molecular function (GO): protein binding
Source: RefSeq, a predicted model, not a curated record
AGCUGGACAGUCCUGAGGAGCUGGAGAGGAAGAGAAUCUGCCGCAUCAUCACCAAGGACUUCCCACAGUACUUUGCUGUUGUGUCUCGAAUCCGGCAGGAGACCAAUCAGAUGGGACCAGAGGGCGGAACUCUGUGCAGCCGCAGCGUCCCAUUGGUUCAAGCUUCCUUCCCUGAGGGGGCGCUAACCAAGAAGAUAAAAGUUGGACUGCAGGCCCAGCCGGCACCCGACGACACUGUGAAGAAAAUCCUCGGUAACCGGGCAACCUUCAGCCCCAUCGUUACCGUGGAGCCCAGAAGAAGGAAGUUCCACAAACCCAUCACCAUGACAAUCCCAGUCCCGCCUCUUUCAGGGGAGGGGCUUACCAACGGCUACAAAGGAGACUGUACGCCAUGUCUCCGCCUUCUCUGCAGCAUCACAGGUGGUACGUCCCCUGCACAGUGGGAAGACAUCACUGGCACCACUCCUCUCACUUUCGUCAAUGACUGCGUCUCCUUCACCACUAAUGUUUCUGCAAGGUUCUGGUUAGCUGACUGCCACCAGAUCCCAGAGACGGUGGGCUUGGCCAUGCAGCUAUACAGGGAGCUCAUCUGCGUGCCCUACAUGGCCAAGUUUGUGGUGUUUGCUAAGACCAACGACCCAAUGGAGUCCAGACUGAGGUGCUUCUGUAUGACAGACGACAAGGUGGAUAAGACCCUGGAGCAGCAGGAGAACUUUGAGGAGGUGGCCAGGAGCAAGGACAUAGAGGUUCUGGAAGGCAGGCCCAUUUAUGUGGACUGCUAUGGAAACGUGGCUCCUCUGACUAAAGGUGGUCAGCAGUUAGUUCUUAACUUUUACGCCUUCAAGGAGAACCGUCUGCCCUUCUGUGUCAAGGUGAGAGACCCCAGCCAGGAACCCUGCGGUCGUCUUACGUUCCUCAAAGAGUGUAAGACCAUAAAAGGCCUUCCACAAACUGCCGUUUGCAACCUGAACAUCACACUGCCAGCAGUGAAAAAGGAAAUGGAGUCAGAUGCAGAGGACGAGACUGAAAAGCCAGAGCGACGUCAUACCUUUGCAUCCCUAGCCUUACGUAAGCGCUACAGCUAUCUGGCCGAGCCUGCACUGAAAACGACCGUUGAGCAGCGGAGCACAACAGCAAGAACACUGCCUGCUGGUUACCCUCACAAACCUGUCUUUCCAACCAGACAUUACCCACCAUGGUCGACUGCUCCUAUUACCGUCCCUGGCCAAACAAGGCCAGUCGGAGUGGGGGGUUCCCUCACAUGUACCGAUUCCCCGGCAGGCUCACCAGCUGCUUCUCCAUUGAAAACCUCCUGGCCCCUCUCUUCCCCUUCACGUGCAUGCGCUGCAACAAUCAGAACUACCCUGGGAGCUCCACCACCACCACCACCUACUCAAGUUAAACCUGUUGAUGACAAUGUGUUCUCAUCCCCCAUCAGGUCUUACAGGACUAUGCCUUCACCUAUUAAAACUGUUGUCCAGCUGGGUCAGUACCCUGUACAGGGGUCUGCCAGCUUUGUGUCUUCUGGAAGCCCAUGUAAACUUGCCACAGACCCAGCAUCUAUCAAAAACCUUGCUUCAGCAUACACAUCAAGGACUUCCCCACUUCACUCCAUACCAAAUGGUUCUGUACCAGAGAGGUCAUCAGCUUCUCUUACUGCUCCAGCAUCGCCAAAGUCCUACAACUUGUACAAUUCUAAUUUGCCUUUUAAAACUGCCCUUGGGUCCACAAUUGUGACAGAUUCCUCUGUUAAAAGCAUGUCAGGCCUGUCCUCGUUAAAAACCUCUGUAGAUUCAACACUUGCAUCGAGAGGAGGAAGAACCUCCCUCUCAUCACUCUCCUCAACUGGACAGACAACCAUAGCUUCCUCAGAAUUGUCCACGAUGAAUGGAUCAGUCUCUCCAAUUAAAUAUCCAUCUUCUUCCUCCACACCAUCCUCCCCUUCGUCUCGCAAUCUCUCGGAGAGAAGUAGCAGCCUUCAGGAGAGAAUACAGGCCACCACCCAAGCAGCAACCUCUGGUGUUAGCGCAGCCAUAAAUGAAGCUAUAGACUCUUGUUCUGUGUCAGGCUAUGGCACUAUUAGAUCGUUGUCCGCCUCACGCAGGUCUGCAGCAGCAAGCUCUGCUUAUGGUUCUUUGAGAUCUGUUGCCGCCUCCUCCAGUUUGGCAGUUCCUUCUAACACACUAACUGUCCCAGUGUUUUCGUUAGUCAUUCCAGAGACCCCUGUCAAACCAGGCCCGGGUUCUCUCAAAAUGGCACUGCCUGAUUCUUCCCGUGCCUCAUCUUCAUUUUCUUCCUCUUUGUCUUCCUGUGUUACUGGAUCAAAAAUAAAGUCCCAACUUAAAUCCCCUCCGUUUAUCACGCCACCCAUCAUCCACCCAACGGGAACUUCCAACCAGGAGAUACUAAAAGAUGUAGCAGACAUGAAAGAGGAUCUGAUCAGAAUGACGGCUAUCCUACAGAUUGACACACAGACUGCAGCUAAAACAGUUCAAACAUCUCAAACUGGCACUCCUAAAGAAACCAAGUUAGAGGAUGAGGAGCCAUUUACGCUAGUGGAGAAAGUUAAAGAAGACUUAGUUAAGGUCUGUAGGCUAUUACAGAAAGAUAUCAAGACUGAGAGUAGGGUUAAUGCAGGUAAAGACAGAGCAUCUGAGGAUGAAUGGGAAGAAUUUUCCAAAGAUGAAAUUGAGGAGGCGCAAAGUUGUGCCCUCUCAGACAAUUACCCUCCUUUUGAGGAAAACACUCUCCUGCUGAAGCCGCAGUCCAUUUCAAGCAAAGAUUUACAGUUGAGUAAAGUAGUAGAUUAUUUAACAAAUGAUAUUGGCGCCAGCUCUCUUUCAAGAAUGGCAGAGUUGAAAAGUAAGCACGAGGAGGAGGCAAAAAGGGAAGGGGAAGAAAAACAGAAACGUGUUCUUAAACCAUCAAUGUCAAUACAAGAGCACAAACUCAAAAUGCCUCCGCCUGUCUCAGGCAUGCUCAGGUCUCCAUCAGAGAAGGACCUAAGUAAACUUUCUGAGUCAUCAUAUCAAGGGAGUGACACUAUCUUGGAGUCCCCAGAGGACCUCUCUCACGAGCAGGAUAAGAGUCCCCUGUCAGACAGCGGGUUCGAGACAAGGAGUGAAAAGACACCCUCUGCUCCUCAGAGUGCAGAGAGUACAGGACCAAAGCCUUUAUUCACAGAUUUGCCCAUUCCUCCCUCUGUUACUGAAACCUGGACUGAAGCGGUCGAUAUGAGGGGCUUUGAACAACUUGAUGAUCCUUGUGGGCCUAUAAUCAUUGAGGAAGCUGCAUGUGCUUUCCCCUCUAUAGAGCCAGAUGCAGCUUCAAUGAGCCCCAUGAAAGCCUUCCAAAUGAAAAUACCGGAAGAAAACACCAGUGUGUGUCUUAAAGAGGAAACUCAUAUUACUACUACUACUAGAAUGGUCUAUCAUAAGCCCCAACUGACUGAUUGUGCAGAGAUGAUAGAAGAAGGUAUGUCAGUUAGAGAUAUCAUGAAAGCAUUCCAGUCAGGUAGGGACCCAUCUAAAGAUCUGGCAGGCCUUUUUGAACACCAGGCUAGCCAGGAUUCAGUCAAAGGUGAUGAGCUGACUCCUAGGUUUCUUGACAGAGAUAUUAAAUCUAAACCUAAAGUCGAAAGGAUAAUUGAGGUUCAUAUUGAAAAGGGCCACAGCAUAGCAGAACCGACUGAGGUUAUUAUCAGGGAAUCCAAGAAACACCCUGAGCUUUAUGUCUACAAAGGUGACUAUGGGAUUAAGGAACUAACGGAUGACUAUGAAGCCCAACAGGAAGAGGAGGAGCUUACUGUUGAGGAAUCCCUGCCCUCCUUUCUAGAUACAUCUCGCGUCAACACCCCAGUGUCACAGGAGGAGGACAGUCGCCCAAAUUCUGCCCAGUUGAUAGCAGAUGAUUCUUAUAAAGCCCUAAAACUAUUGAGCCAGAACUCCAUAGAAUACUGUGAUGAUGAACUAUCAGAAAUCAGAGGCGAGUCAUAUAGGUUUGCUGAGAAAAUGCUCCACUCAGAGAAACUUGAAACAUCCUCACUGUCUCACUCUGACACAGAGGAUUCAGCAAUAGUGACUGACAAAAAACGCCACCAAGUUUCUGAGGAGAGUUGUAGCCGUGGUGCUGAGAGUCAGCAACAUGGAAGCCCAAAAAGAGAGUUUGCUUCUAAGUCUUCAAAAGAUGGGUCCCCAAUAUCGGGUCAAUUUGUGCAGCGGGAUGAACCAUCUCAGUUUGAUAAGGUGACAGUGCUUCAUUACUCCACAGAGCAGGGCAGCCCCAAACAUGCUGUUUGGAUGCGAUUUACAGAGGACAAACAUGACAGGAGCAGGGAUAAGCUUCUUUAUGAGGAUAGGGUGGAUCAAACUGUAAAGGAAGCUGAAGAAAAACUUAGUGAGGUAUCACAGUUUUUCCGUGACAAAACAGAAAAGCUCAAUGAUGAAUUGCAGUCUCCUGAGAAAAAGCCUGUUAGACGAGAGCCAAAGGAACCCAGGUCAUGGCCUAGCUCAGCUUGCAGCCCUGAGAAAACACUACAGAAACCUAAAGCAGAGGAGGGCUUCAAUAAAAGCAAACUUAAAGAGCCUUCUGUUGGGAAAAUGUUUGACCGUACCACUACAACAGAAAAUAAAAGUUCUAGCUUACCAAGCAGUCCCCAGAAAAGCAGACUCCCUCAUAGCAGUGAGGAUAAAAUUAAACAACAAACAAAAACCAGUGAGUCUGCACCCUCUUCUCCCUCUAAUGUAAAAUCAACAUCCAAAGUCAGUGCUGUGAGGAUGAAGUUUGAAUCUGAAGCUCAGAAACAAACUCAGUCUAGUCCAACCAAAGUCCCUCCCCCGGUGCAGCCAAAACCAUCAGUAAAGAAACUACAGGAUAGCAAACUUCCUGUUUAUCAAUUUUUUACUGGAGGAACAACUUCAAAAGUAUGUGAAACUUUAGAAGAAGUAACCCCAGCAAUGGAUAUAGAGAAGGACACAUGUGCUGCCACAGACAGUAAAGCUGUUUUAAAAUCGCCAACUUCUAAACCCCCAAAACAAACAAGAGACAAGUCACCAAAUAAAAAUAUUGCUGAGCCCCCGUUGCAAAGACACAUUUGUGAAACUGAGAGUCAAAAAGCAACUACUCAAGGUAAAGAUACAUCUUCCGCUGUUACUCGGGACAUUAAAGAAAGCAAUAAAAGUCAAAAGGUCCAGGCAGCUGUUGUCCAUAAUAAUACCAAACUAUUAGAGAAAAAUGGUGAUGCUACAAAGUGUCAACAAGUCACAAAAACUGAGUCUGCUUCCAAAGAAGCGAUAGCUGAGAUUUUAAGAAAAGACACAGAAGAAAUACUGAAUAAAAACCUUAGGAAAAAGAUAGAAUCCCAAAUUCCUGUAAGAUUGCCUUCUACUUUGGAUAAUGACCUCACAAAGAAACAGACAAAACCUUCACAGAUACCUACAUUAUCUAAAAGCAAAAUACAGACAAGCCCUGUGACAACCCCAAUAAAAACCGAUGAAAAUCGGACUUUUGAAAUUUUAGAUAAUGCACCCAGAGACUCCAACUCGAAUAACCUUUCAAGCCCUAGAAACACACUGGAGAAAGUCGUAACCCCUCCCGUUGCUACAACAACCAAAGAUAAUUUUAAAGGAAUCAAAACAUUACCUGUUUAUGCCAGUGUCCAGGUCGGAAGGCAGGCAGAGAGGGAAGCCAAGGGGGCUCUUUACACAGUCAAGCAGAUAUCUAAUUUGGCCCUCAGCCCCAUAAGCCCUGACGAUGAUACACUAGAACAGGUAUCUUUCAUAGAUAGCUCAGGGAAAAGCCCCCUUACACCAGAGACCCCCAGCUCUGAGGAAGUCAGCUAUGAUCUCACGACCAAGAGCCCUGAUGGCUUUAUGGGAUUCAUGCUAGGACAACCCAGUCCUAUCAUGGAGGUAUCUGAAGAAUUAGAGGAAGAUAACCAAAGCAAAGUUGUUUUCUCUUUUAAAGAGGCCCUACAAGAAAGCAAAACUAGUGAUCACAGCAUCCAAGCAGACCUUGCAAAUGCUAAUGAGCAAGAAUCAAAAGAUAAUGAUAACCAGCAGGAAGUAGUUGAUAAUUCCAACCGGCAAGAAACGGAAGCCAAUGGCAAGUAUGAUCGAAUGACAGAGCAUGAGCAUCAAGAGGUCUCAAAAGACAAAGGUAUUGCUUAUAUUGAGUUCCCUCCCCCUCCUCCUCUGGACUCUUCUUCAGAAAAGUCAGACGGAGAAAGGAAGGGUUCAUGUGCCUCUUCAGAUACUGAGACAGAAAUGAUGGAGGUGAACUUACAGGAAGAACAUGACAAACAUUUGCUAACAGAGCCAAUAAUACGUAUCCAACCUCCUUCGCCUGUGUCCCCAGGGGAAGAUGACAGUCAAUCAAAUGAUAAAGAGGAAGAUGAUGAUGGGUCAAUCUUUCAACCAAUUCCCUGUAAGAAACUUAGUUUCAAAGGUGCUGAGGAUGAGGAGAAGAGGAAAGAGAAAGAAAAGGCCUCAAUACCCCCAAAAAAUGAUAAAAACGGAAACAACAAGGAACCUAAUGGUGGGACAAAUGGCUCUAAUGGUUCCAAUGGUUGUAAAGGCUCUAAUGGCAAAGGAGAGGAAUAUGACUAUGAACAAAAUGGAAAUGACCAGUCAAUCACAGACUGUUCUAUAGCCACAACUGCAGAAUUUUCUCAUGACACAGAUGCGACAGAGAUAGAUUCCCUGGAUGGAUAUGAACUUCAAGAUGAGGAUGAUGGACUGUGUGAGCAGGCAGAUUUACGUCUGUUUGGCCUUCCAGACAGUCGGAGAGACGUCUGGGCAACAGACACAUUUAGGUCCACAGACCGCUCUUUUCCUCCAACCAAACUGGAAGUUAUUGAAGAGGAGAAAACCCCAGAGGAAUGUCAAAAGGACACAUUCAAAAAUGAUUCCCCCCCUAAUGGUGGGUCACCUGAUGGUGUUAGUAAGGAUGGGGUGAACGGUCAGGAACAAAAGAAGUCAGAUAAGGAGGGCUUUUCAGACACUUACUUCAGUUAUAAGUUAGAAGAGGAGUUUAACUCUCCUUUUAAGACUGUUGCCACAAAGGGGCUGGACUUUGACCCCUGGCCAAGUAAAGGUGGAGAAGAAGAAGUUGUUGACAUGGGAGGGACACAGGGAAGCAAUGGUGAGCCUAAGCCUUUUGGACUGGCUGUGGAUGACCAGUCUCAGGCUACAACACCAGACUCUACCCCAGCCCGAACACCAACAGACGAUAGUACGCCGACGAGCGAGCCAAACCCAUUCCCCUUCCAUGAAGGGAAAAUGUUCGAGAUGACACGCAGUGGUGCGAUUGAUAUGAGCAAGAGGGACAUGGUGGAGGAGAGGCUCCAGUUUUUUCAGAUUGGCCCUCAGAGUCCCUGUGAGAGAACAGACCUUCGCAUGGCAAUAGUAGCCGACCACCUCGGACUCAGCUGGACUGAGCUGGCCAGGGAGAUGGAUUUCUCUGUGGAUGAGAUCAACUUUAUCAGAGUGGAGAACCCCAACUCCCUGACAGCACAGAGCUUCAUGCUCCUUAAGAAAUGGGUGUACAGGGACGGUAAAAACGCCACAACGGAUGCUUUAACUGCGGUGCUGACUAAGAUCAAUCGGUUGGAUAUUGUGACUUUGCUGGAAGGGCCCAUAUUUGACUACGGUAACAUUUCAGGCACACGCUGCUUUGCCGAUGAUAACGCAGUAUUCCCGGAUCAGUCCGAUGGAUACGACAAUGUAGACCUGGAACUGCAAACCCCCACAGAACUGAACUCCCAGCCCCUCACCCCUCUUCGCCCAGACGACUUCUUUAGUGAGGGCGAAGCUAGCGCAGACUCCCCUAGCAAGAUCACGCUUACUAGACCUAGCGACCUCUCUCUCACUCAGACCACCAGUACUUCCAGCAGUGACCCCCCCACAGUCGCCCCAGGCCCCACCUCCAGUGCCGCUCAGCCCCCCAUCGUUGGGGCAGAAGAUACAGCGUUGACCAGUGGAGAAGUAGAGAUUUCUAAGGAAGAAAAGACAGGGCUGGUUUAUUAUGACAGGCCAGAUAAUGACAGAAGGGCAGUAGAGCAAUCAGGAAAGGGCCCACAGGGGUACGCUGAGGCCUUAAAGGAAGAACUGAAGGCAGAGGAACAAGGUGUGUUGGAGCGUCAGGGAGAGGAUGCCGCCUCAGAAACACCUCAAGGGAAUGGAAGGCAUGAAGAAGAAGAGGAAGAGGAGGAGGAGAUGACCCCGGCGAGGCUGCAGAGUCUGCUGAACGAUAUAAAGCUGGAGGGAGGCUUGGAGGACGAGGAGAUGACAGAGGAGAGGAUGAAUGCUAUUCUCGAUCAAUUGCACCAAGCAGAAAAAGACCUGUGUUCAGUUCCAGGCUGGAGAAAUGAGACGUCCGGCGCAACCGCAGAGUUAGCAGCUCCCGGCCUCAGCCCCGGCACCGAGGAGGGCAGCCCCGACAGUCUGGCUGAUUCUUUGGAGCAGCCCCCGGCUAAGGCCAACCGACAGAACGGAGGUCACAUCGACACCGUCAGGGAAGGAAAGGAAGCCAAGAGGAAGGAAUCUCAGGAGGAGAGCAGCACAGCGGGACCAAGCGGAGGACAGGAGGAGGGAGGAGAAAGGUCCCAGCACAAAGUCCAGCGGAGUGCUAUAGAUGAGUCCGGCUCCGAUGGGGAGACCAUUGUCACCACCAGGGUGUUCCGCAGACGGGUCAUACUCAAGGGAGAGGAAGCCAGAAACAUUCCUGGGGAUUCUGUGACGGAGGAGCAGUUCACAGAUGAAGACGGGAAUCUGGUCACCAGAAAAGUGAUCAGAAAGGUGGUGCGCCGUGUGUACAACACGGCUGAGAGGAGGGAAAGUGAAGGCGAUAUUAUUACAGAAGACGGAGCUGGUGGUGGUGGUGGUGAUGGUGGUGAUGGUGUAGCCACAGGUGGAGCAGAUGCUGCCUCUUCUUCAGGAUCCAAGGGGGGGAAGAGCAAGAAGAGGGGGAAGCGCUCCCGGCAUGCCAACAAGGCUGAGAAAUCUGGAGAAAAAACUGAGCCUGGAGACAGUGCCAAUAAGAAACAAGGGAAGAAGAGUCAGUCAUAACAGUAGAGCACUCAACUCAAGCAGGUCCAUGAGGUCCAUCUGCAACUCCAAACAUGCCCUGGGAGGAAAGACAAGACUGGAAGCCUCGUCAAUCGGCCAAAAACGUGUCUGAAGCUUUCACUUACAGCGCAUGGUUUUCAGCAAGACAACAAGCUAAACUUUUCUUUGAUUUCGCAUGAGCAUGUCACCACAACUCACUCACUGUUGGAAACAACACGGGAGGGACACACACGGACGUGAGCUGGAGCUUUCUUACAUGAUCUUUAACCAAUGGAAGGCGUGUGUGACCAAAGAUGGCACAAACAAGGAAAACUUAACGCUGACAGAUAAGGAUUCACUCUCUCUCCCAGACACUCGCCUUAUAUGGUCCAUUCUUUCCUCCUGGACCCGCAGUAUUGGGGUGUACCAUGUGGUUCUUUUUUUUUAAAUGAAAUAUAAUAGUAAAUGGGUGAUUUUUGUUGUAUAUAAAUGACACUGUAUAAAAUGAAAAAAAAAAUAGAAAUCAGUAGCUUCACAGAUUGUUUAUGCACUGAUUUGAGUGGAAGCUUUGCCGAGUCGGUGCGUUUGUAUUGAGGUUGACACUGUUUGAGCGUGCAACCUGAAACGCUCUUCCUAAAUGAAUUUAAAAAAGAACAAAAAAAAGCUGUAUGUAAAGAGAAAGGAAUGGAAAAAAAAUAAUACUUGCUUGAUUUUAAAAGGACGUUUCUUCAAAAGCCAACAUCUACUUCCUGUGGAACAUUAUUUGUCUUCAGAGAAAUAAUAUUUUGCUGCAUGUGACGUCACCUUAUUUUAAACGCUUUCCUUUAAUUUUCCUCCUAAUUCAAAUGCACUGUAAUACAAUUAGAGAGAUGGUACUUCUGUCUUUGAUAGCACUCAUAAUAACCCAACCAUGUGUCAUCUAUAACCGUUUUUUAUGAAAAUGUAAACACGCACAGCGAGGUGCUGCUGUUGUCCCCGAUGUAACCUGCAGAGCGUUGUGUUUUCUCCUAACUGCUAGCAGCCCUGUGUGUGUGAAACAUAAAAUACAAAUGUCUAUAUGUAAGCCCAUCAUGCACACUAGGAGUCUACGUUUAAGCUUUUAGGUCUGCUGUGAUUUUAAAAAGGGGACUUUUAAUUUGACGGUUUGAUGACUUUUAUCUUUAUUUAACAGGUUGUAUUUACAUAAGAACACAGAAUGUCAUUUUUUAGCCCCAUUAUCCAAUUUGUAUUAAUGGCUAAAUCCCACAUUGUUAGAAAUCUGAUCUACGGUUCUUGUGAAAUUUUAAUUUCUUCUCUCUAUGUCUUUUUUCAUACGAAACCACCUUAAGCAUCCUUUGUUAAUGAUGAAUCUGGUACCAACAUGUAUGACGAACCAACAUAGCCUACACUGGAUGAUCCAAGUCAUUAUUUAAGCAGAAAAAUAAAUUGUGUUGAACUGAU